Galeopterus variegatus (Sunda flying lemur) is the source of this 375-nucleotide messenger RNA. RefSeq names its product 28S ribosomal protein S18c, mitochondrial-like. The transcript is spliced from 3 exons. The record is from RefSeq and is a predicted model, not a curated record. Bases 1 to 375 code for a protein of 124 amino acids. Lineage: Eukaryota; Metazoa; Chordata; Mammalia; Dermoptera; Cynocephalidae.
AUGGCAGCUAUGGUUGCUGUUUGCACUGCUCUAGCGAGGAAAAAGUUGACAAACUUGGUGAUGAUUGCUGUCUGCCUCAAGGAUCCUGGGAGUCACGCAGUGCUGCAGAGAAGAGGUUGUUCACAAUACAAACAGAUAACCAGCAAUAAGGACCUGCCUGUUCCAAUGGAAAAUCCUUAUGAGGAGCCUCUUAAGAAAUGUAUCUUGUGUGAAAAAUGUGUAGAUUAUAAGAACAUACAGGUAUUUAUGAGAAGAAACCGAAAAAAUUCACAAAAGCGAUUAAGUGAGCUCAAAAACUUGGGUUUACACCAGUUACAUACAAGGAUCCUGCAUAUCUCAACAACCUUAAAAUUUCUUCAGGACACACGACAGUAG